Molecule: messenger RNA, 659 nt
Organism: Cuscuta campestris
Lineage: Eukaryota; Viridiplantae; Streptophyta; Magnoliopsida; Solanales; Convolvulaceae
Source: the annotation of a GenBank genome assembly
AAAGAACCUUGGUGAAAUGGAAGCACCACACAUCAAUCAUGUUUUCUGCCAUUGUGUUUUCUUGUGACAGAUAUGAGUGACUUAUCGCUUCUGGAGUAUCUUGACAAACCAGACGAGCAGCUAUCGGCUGUGUGGGCACUGGCGCCUCCUCUGUCUUCCAAACCAAACCCUUCUUUUUUGCUCAACCCGCCAUUACUCCCACAAGAUGGCGGCGGCGGGGGGAAGGAAGCCAAGGGUUCCCGAUUUGCCAAGUUCAUAGCCGACCGGAAAGAAUGGCUGAAAAAGGAACCCCAAGUUGACAACUCAGGAGGAACAUCCCAAAAUAAAUACAUUUCAAGCAAGUUAUGACAGCCCAAGACUUGAGGUCUAAAGUGGGAGGACUGAUUGAGAACUAGACACAGAAAACAAAACUGAAAACUCCAUAUAAAAGGGGGAGCAAAGAAUGUACAAUGGUAGAAGAAGAGAGCAGGGCUCCUUUUAUAUGCUUCUUGUAAUGUCAUUUGGGAAUAAUGAUAAAUCAGUCUGCCCACUGUCUUAGUAUGUACAUUGGUUGGGUGUUGUAGCAGGCAUAUCCUCUUGUAGUUCUUGCUUCCUUCCAAUUCCUUGCUCAUUGAGGGUCUCACAUAGUCACAUACUUGGAAUCAAAUUGUAUAUUGUUU